Molecule: messenger RNA, 952 nt
Organism: Cydia pomonella (codling moth)
Lineage: Eukaryota; Metazoa; Arthropoda; Insecta; Lepidoptera; Tortricidae
Exons: 2
Coding region: 632-952 (106 amino acids)
Source: RefSeq, a predicted model, not a curated record
UUGAUCCCAGGUACCUUGCAGUAGACAUGAAGCUCACAAUCUUGGGGCUGCUGGUGUUCUGCUUGGUGAAGAGUUGGCGUGCGCGGAAGAUUGCCAUUGGCCUCGCGUUCGUGGUUGGAAUCAUCGCGCCCGCGGUCUGCACCUUCUUGCAAAACCUGAACGCUAUACACCUCGUGUCGCCUGAGUAAGGAAUUUAUCCGAUAACUUCUGCUUCAUAGAUAGAAUAGAAUAAAAUAAACUUUAUUCAGGAUGUUGAAACAACAAAAACUUAACUAACACUUGUCACAAAAAUACUAGGUACUAAAAUGAUUUCCACUCAGCUUGCUGUUAAGUUACCUUAUGGAUACCUUGACGCUGGUCUUCCCUGUACACCUUUCCAUAAAACGCGCCAAUAUUUAUACAAAUAAAUUAGCUUGAUGUCUUUUUAGGGUUCCGUAGCCAAAUGGCAAAAUACGGAACCCUUAUAGAUUUCUGUCUGUCCGAUUAUGUCACAGCCACUUUUUGUGGACUUCGUUAAAGCUUAGAAUUUUCAAAAGCAUCUUAUUUCAGAGUCGCUCGCAACUACUUCGUGGAGGACCCAACCUUCAACAACCUGUAUAAGCGGACGCACACUAACAUCGUGUGCUAUGCCAUGGGCAUGGCCCUCGGCAUGUGGAUCUACAAGAGAAUGCAGACCGGUGUGGACGUGGCUAAGUAUAAAAAAUACCGCCCCAUAUACUGGUCAACGGUUCCCAUCGGUGUGGUGCUGUGUGCGCUCGGCGGCAUCUUCUACAUCGACGGCAUCCAGGUCCCGCUGCUAUUGCGCAUGGCGUACUCGCCGGGCAUCAAGCUGAUGUUCGGGCUGAUUGCAUUCGUGCUGAUUCCUGGAACCAUCUUUAAACUGGAGAGUAAGUAUGAGUGGAUGCUCAAGCGGCGUCGAUCAGCAGGUCGUCCAGCGCGGCGACCACGUUAA